Messenger RNA from Nasonia vitripennis (jewel wasp), 1002 nucleotides. RefSeq names its product histone H2B. The coding region runs from base 47 to 421 and encodes 124 amino acids. The record is from RefSeq and is a predicted model, not a curated record. Gene Ontology annotation, cellular component: nucleosome. The transcript has a single exon. Lineage: Eukaryota; Metazoa; Arthropoda; Insecta; Hymenoptera; Pteromalidae. Gene Ontology annotation, molecular function: DNA binding; protein heterodimerization activity; structural constituent of chromatin.
GGCUUGGCAUCAUUCAGCUUACGCUCGUAUACUGAAUACUAUCGCCAUGGCACCAAAAGCAAGCGGCAAGGCAGUCAAGAAGGCCGGCAAGGCCGUCAAGAACAUUACGAAGGGUGACAAGAAGAAGCACAAGAAGAGGAGGAAGGAAAGCUACGCCAUCUACAUCUACAAGGUGUUGAAGCAGGUCCACCCCGACACUGGUGUGUCGAGCAAGGCCAUGAGCAUCAUGAACAGCUUCGUCAACGACAUCUUCGAGCGUAUAGCUGCUGAGGCCUCGCGUCUGGCUCACUACAACAAGAGGUCCACCAUCACCUCCCGGGAGAUCCAGACUGCCGUCAGGCUUCUGCUCCCCGGUGAGCUGGCCAAGCACGCUGUGAGCGAAGGCACCAAAGCUGUCACCAAGUACACCAGCUCCAAGUAAAUUGGAUGCAAACAUGACCAUUUGACAAUUUAAAACAAUCGGCCCUUUUCAGGGCCAUCAAAUAUUAUCAACGUUUGAACCAAUUAUUAUUGUUUCAUAGUUAUUUAUAUAGUCAUGAAUAAUAAAUUUAUUUGUUUAUCAAUGUGAGUGCCAUCGAGUCUCCAUGUACUAGCUCUCUACUUACUUUGGCACCGCCUAGUGCAAUCGAAAAGUAGGAAGGAUGAAUAUUGUCAGAAUAUUAUUACCGAGUUCCAAGCCGCUCUUCUACUAUUACUCUAUUACAUUACUUUACUGGAUUACAAAAAAAAAAUACAUUAGUUAAAAUUUAUUUAAUUUAUUUUGUUGUGAUGUAUAUUAAAUAUUAUCUUAUUAAAAUAUAUCGCUAAGUUCAAUAUGUAACGGACUAUAGUGCGCAACAAAAUGAGUAAGAGCGUUAACGAGUGUAUGAGGGAACGAAUACAUGUAAGUCUUCCCUCUUACGGUAUGUGAGUGAAUAUCAUGUGACCGCGACAGCUGCCAAAAAGUAAGUUAUGCUCUCGCAUCUUUCUUGCCUUCUGUACUUCGAUGCGAGCGGACGUGUU